Ogataea parapolymorpha DL-1 is the source of this 1344-nucleotide messenger RNA. RefSeq lists its product as uncharacterized. Gene Ontology annotation, molecular function: oxidoreductase activity. Gene Ontology annotation, cellular component: cytoplasm. Lineage: Eukaryota; Fungi; Ascomycota; Pichiomycetes; Pichiales; Pichiaceae. The transcript has a single exon. The coding region runs from base 1 to 1344 and encodes 447 amino acids. The record is from RefSeq and is a predicted model, not a curated record.
AUGGCAAGUUAUCUCCCUGUUGAGAAUGGCACCCGGUCGUUUUGGCUGAGUGCAGAGACUGAGUUUGGCUCUACAAGGACGACAGAGAACCUUCCUUCAGAAGUCGAUGUGCUGAUCAUUGGUGGUGGUUAUUCUGGAGCCACCACAGCGUACUAUUUGUUGAAUGGAAAAAAUCGGCCAGAGUCUGUUCUCCUGCUCGAAGCCAGAACUCUGUGCUCUGGCGCUACUGGAAGAAAUGGAGGCCAUUUCAAGCCAAGCUUUUACAGCUCGUCAAUCUCUCACACCGAGAAGUACGGUCAGAAAGCCUGUGCUGAUAUCACGAACUUCGAAAUGGCACACUUAAAAGAGUUGAGAGAGGUGCUCGAAAAAGAAAAGCUCGACUGUGAGUACAUUGUCACCAGAGGCUGCGACGUGUACACGUCUGAAAAGGGCGCCCAAAGGGCAAUUGCAAAUUUCCACCACAUGAUGGAAAAUCCAUACGUUGAAAAUAAACACGAGUUCCAGCUGCAUGUCGGCGACCGCGCAAAAAUUCUUUCGAAAAUGCCCGACGCGCGUGCUUGUGUGACGGGACCAGCGGGCCAAAUGUGGCCGUACAAGCUGAUGGUUGCAUUGUUGGAAAUAUGUACCACCAAGGGACUCAAUAUUCAGGCCAACACUCCUGUCUUGAGCACUGAAAAGCAAAAGAACGGAAAGUACUUGGUGCACACCGAAAGAGGCGAUGUCAUUGCCAAGUCUCUCGUGAUAGCCACCAAUGCGUACACGGCCUCCGUUGAGCCUCGUUUUGAGAACAAGAUUGUCCCCAUCAAGGGCAUUUGCAGCCACAUUAUUUCGUCUGGGGCCAAAGCUCCGGCCCAUCUGACCAAUUCCUACGGACUUCUCCUUCCACAGAACAGUGAUUACCUCAUCAACAGGCCUGACGGCUCCAUUAUCCUGGGAGGUGCCAAAGAGCACCUUUUUCCGUAUAAGGAGCGUUUCUACAACGUGGUGGACGAUAGCACUCUGGUUCCAAAUGCAGAAGACUACUUUGAAGGAUACAUGGAGAAGAACUUUUACAGCUGGCAGGAAUCGAAGUCAGCCGUUGCCAAGGUCUGGAGUGGUAUAAUGGGUUAUGCUGAUGAUGGCCUGCCAUAUGUUGGCGAGCUCGAGGAAAAGAAGUUCAUCCUGGCCGGGUUUGGUGGCCAUGGAAUGCCCCGGAUUCUCCUUUGUGCAAAGGCUGUUGCCAAAUAUAUCAAGGGCGAAUCCAGCGAAUUCGAAGUUCCUCGUCCAUUUUUGGUUACUCCUGAGAGAAUGGAGCGGACAGAGAACGGCGUUCUUGCAUCUCUACAAGCUGUUGUUGAAAAAUAA